AUGCAACUUAUUGAUAAAGAGAGUAUCCUCGCGAUGACGCAUCUGUGGGAAGGCGAGCGGUUUCCUGACGGACGGCCACGUGUCUCCGACGAUAUUCUUCGGCGAAUGAAGGCGAUCAGUAUCGAGCAGGCGUGGGGUGUCCUGAAUGGCAACAACUAUAAGUUUCAAUUUGCUGGCGAUUGGAUGAAUCUUCAUCCGGAUCGGAUCCUCGUCGGCAGAGCGGUAACGUGCGCCUUUGUGCCGAUACGUCCCGACUUCAACGAUGCUAUCUCCGCACAAGGUGAAAAAGAGGGUAGCGUUGGUGGUCAAAACUCGUGGGUGAUCGACACACUCGUCCGCGAUGAUGUCAUCGUUGUUGACCUCUUUGGUAAAGUUAAGGACGGCACUUUUGCGGGUGAUAACCUCGGCAAUUCCAUCUAUGCCAAAACGGGGACCGGUAUGGUAAUUGACGGUGGCAUCCGAGAUUUGGAUGGCAUCUACGAAUUGCCUGAUUUUGCCACAUUCGUGCGCGGUGUGGAUCCGACAGGUAUUGCGAAUGUUACACUCACCGGUAUUAACAUCCCUAUCCGCAUUGCGGAGGCGACAGUUUUACCGGGAGAUGUCGUUUUAGGCAGGCGUGGCGGGGUCAUUUUUAUUCCGCCGCACUUCGCACAACAGGUCGUUGAGCAAGGCGAGGCGGUGGCUCUCCGAGACCGUUUUGGGCAUCAACGGUUACGCGAAGGUGUGUACACGCCAGGGGAAAUAGAUAGAAAAUGGUCGGAGGAAUCGAUGCAGACUUUGCGAAAUGGCGGGAGAAUCAGAAGUAAGAACGGACGAAAGGAACGCCUCGUCAUAGCGGAUAUCUGA
This is a messenger RNA of Geodia barretti, 846 nucleotides long. The record is from the annotation of a GenBank genome assembly. NCBI's taxonomy places the organism in Eukaryota, Metazoa, Porifera, Demospongiae, Tetractinellida, Geodiidae.